Lacerta agilis (Sand lizard) is the source of this 1125-nucleotide messenger RNA. RefSeq names its product serpin B3-like. Gene Ontology annotation, molecular function: serine-type endopeptidase inhibitor activity. The record is from RefSeq and is a predicted model, not a curated record. Bases 1 to 1125 code for a protein of 374 amino acids. The transcript has 6 exons. Lineage: Eukaryota; Metazoa; Chordata; Lepidosauria; Squamata; Lacertidae. Gene Ontology annotation, biological process: negative regulation of endopeptidase activity.
AUGACCACCCUGCCUGAAGCCAAUGCUAAAUUUGCUGUUGACUUUUUCCACCGUGUGGCCCAAGAUCUCACAGAUAACAAUGUCCUGCUGUCCCCUGUGAACCUCAUCUCGGCUCUAGGCCUGAGUGCUUAUGCAUCUGGAAAUGAACAGGCAGCUGAGGUCGAGAAGGAUGUUCCUUGCUAUGAGUGUGAGAAGCCUGAAGGAAUCCAUACGGCAUUCAGCAAAAUCCUUGCAACUCUUAAUGAGCCCAGCACCAACUAUACCCUGAGCUUUGCCAACAAGCUCUAUGGAAACAAGGACAUUGCCUUCAUCCAGAAAUUCAUAUUCUGUGCUCUGAAACUGUACCUGACUGAAGUGGAUGGAGUUGAUUUGCACAAUGCCCCCGAGGAAGUGAGGAGACUCAUCAACCUUUGGGUUGAAAUCCGCACACAUGGUAAAAUCAAGGAUCUUCUCCCCAAGGACAGCUUUGAUUGCUUUGCUCAGCUCCUGUUGGUGAAUGCUCUCUACUUCAAAGGACAAUGGGAAGUGAAAUUUGACAAAGAGCUCACAGAAGAAGCCCUGUUUUACCCAUAUCAUGCAGAUGAGAAGGAUUCUCACACAGUGCAGCUGAUGCACAGGAAGGGUGUCUACAAUGCCGGGACAAUUGACCUAUGCGAUGUUCAAGUCCAGGUUCUUGAGAUUCCCUACAAGAACCAUGAACUGAGCUUGUUUGUAUUGCUCCCAGUAGACUGCAGUGCAGAGGCUCUUCAACAGCUGGAAGCUGGACUAAGCCAUGAGCAUCUGCUUGACUUAUCCUGUGAUCUGAAGCCCGUAGAGGUGGAAGUGGCUCUUCCCAAGUUCAGCUUAGAGAAGAGAACUGAAAUCGACCUGAUUGAUCGAAAAAAGGGGGAUUUCUCUGGAGCAACCACAACAGAGAACGUGGUUCUGACCCAGUUUAUUCACAAUGCUCUAUUUGAGGUUGAUGAGGAGGGUGGUGAAGAAGCAGAGGCAGUCCAUUGCCCCAAGGAUAGGCGUCCACAUCAGGAACCUGUGGAGUUUCGGGCUAACCAUUCUUUCGUCUUCUAUGUCCUUCACAAACACACCCAAAGCAUACUUGUUCUCGGCAGAUUUGCUAAACCACAAUAA